GUUCGUCUAUAUUAUAGACGCUCUUGUAAAUUGACUAGUAAAAAUUCCUUACACUUCAUACUAGAUAUAUAAAUAUUAAGCUGUUUUAGAAUGUAUGAUAAUGAGAAAUCCAUUUCUCUAUAAAAAAAAACUCCACUUCCCUGUGUCUCACUCCUCCAAAUACACUUCAAUUUUUGUCCUUUUUCAUCUUUAAUUUCAUCGUCAUUUUCUAUGCUUUUGUAUAGUGGAAAUUGAUAGAGUUUGAUUUUUUUCAUGACCAAAAAAUCACUGAUUUCACUCAAUUUAUCCACUAAACUUUUGUGCUUUCUUCUCUUGUCGUCUGAAAGACAUUUCUCGCUCUUGUUUCAUCUUUUUUACCAUCUGAGCAAUUUCUCCUUAUCUCUGCUUUGAUCAUCAUUGCAUAAGCAGAUGACGAAGCGAAUAAGAGAGAGUGCCAACACUGGAAACAAACACCCAAUUUACAGAGGAGUUCGCAUGCGUAGUUGGGGAAAAUGGGUGUCAGAAAUACGCGAACCGCGUAAAAAGUCACGCAUUUGGCUUGGCACAUAUCCAACACCAGAAAUGGCCGCUCGAGCACAUGAUGUUGCAGCAUUGAGUAUCAAAAAGGACUCAUCAAUAUUAAAUUUUCCACAUCUUAUCGACUCAUUGCCUCGUCCAAUUUCACUUUCUCCUAGAGAUGUACAAGAUGCUGCGGCUAAAGCAGCUGCAAUGGAGGAACUAAAUUCUGCCUCUUCUUCAAUAUCUUCGUCUUCUGUUAAAUCGAUUGAGAAAAUAACGUCUGCAUCGGAUGAGUUAUGUGAAAUUAUUGAGCUUCCUAGCUUGGAGGGUAGUUUUGACUUGGAUGAAUCGAAAACCGAGUUGAAGUUGAGCGACACAGUUGACGGGUGGCUGUACCCACCGUGGUGGGCAUCAGAUAAAGACUUCGAUGGGUAUUUUCUCGCUGAGACAGAUUUAGAAUUUAAAUUUAAUGAGUUUGGCUUUUAAGAUUUUCAAUGUUGAAUUCCUUGUAAUGUAAAACUUAUGAAUUUAAAUAUAAUACUUGUUGAUACGUUAGUAGAUUUAUACGUAUAUCUAUGAUCUGUAUCAAAAGUAUCAUGCGUUCAAAUAAAUUCAUAGCCGUAUGAUUAUAUC
Messenger RNA from Capsicum annuum, 1131 nucleotides. RefSeq names its product dehydration-responsive element-binding protein 3-like. The coding region runs from base 409 to 984 and encodes 191 amino acids. NCBI's taxonomy places the organism in Eukaryota, Viridiplantae, Streptophyta, Magnoliopsida, Solanales, Solanaceae. Gene Ontology annotation, biological process: regulation of DNA-templated transcription. The transcript has a single exon. Gene Ontology annotation, molecular function: DNA-binding transcription factor activity; DNA binding. The record is from RefSeq and is a predicted model, not a curated record.